Penicillium riverlandense is the source of this 702-nucleotide messenger RNA. RefSeq lists its product as uncharacterized. Bases 1 to 702 code for a protein of 233 amino acids. The record is from RefSeq and is a predicted model, not a curated record. Lineage: Eukaryota; Fungi; Ascomycota; Eurotiomycetes; Eurotiales; Aspergillaceae. The transcript has 2 exons.
AUGCCUGACCUCCAUUCUCUUCCGGAAGGCUGGUAUCCGGAACACUCUUUCCGAAACAAUGGUCCCGACAACUUGUUGCUCGAGAGAAUGAAGCUGCGAGAGCUGGCCGAGGGAUGGCCUUGCUACCGCGAUGCUUGUGAGUGGGAAAACUUUGCAUCCAUAUUUCACGAGGGGGCCUAUCUUUACACCACAUGGUCGGGCAAGGUGUUAUUCACCGAUUUCUUUGAGGUAUCUAAAGCUGGCAUGGAUAAGGGUGCCUUUAUCAUGCACCGUUGUCAUGGGACGACUACAGACAUCACUCCAGAUGGUCACCGAGCAGUUACCAAGAUGAAGGCCACUAUUACACAACGAUUCGUGAUAGAUGGGGUUGAGGUUGAUGUGGAGUGUGACUGUCGCUUUUGCUUCUUCUUUGAGAAGGUUGAUGGGCGAUGGGGUGCACGUUUUGUUCGUCACUGGUAUGAGAAGGACAAGAUCAUCCCAGUGAAUCCUUCCAAGAUACCCAAGAUCGACGAUACAAAGCUGGCAUCAUACCCGGAAGGAUACAAGUUCCUUGCUUAUUGCCAAGAGAAGACAAUGGACGUUUCUGUGAUUAAGGACAUGCCCGGUCACAAUCGCCAUAAGGGGACACCGUCAGGUGACAAGCAUGAUCUUUUGUAUAAGCAAGCAAAGGUGUGGCUGGAGGGCGGAAAUCUUGAAAUUUAG